Molecule: messenger RNA, 525 nt
Organism: Morus notabilis
Lineage: Eukaryota; Viridiplantae; Streptophyta; Magnoliopsida; Rosales; Moraceae
Exons: 1
Coding region: 1-525 (174 amino acids)
Source: RefSeq, a predicted model, not a curated record
AUGAAUAUCCUUCUUAUCUGUGAUGACUAUAAGUUCGUUCUUUUAGAAAAAUGUCCUCAAGAACCCGUGGCAAAUGCAUCUAAAGCCGUAAGGGAGCCUUAUGAUCGUUGGAUUAAGGCCAACAACAAAGCAAAGUGUUAUAUGUCAGCCAGUAUGAGUGAUGUACUUCGCAAGAAGCAUAAGGAGAUGGAGACCGCGUAUGACAUUAUGGAGUCUCCAGAAGUCCUGUUUGGCGCUCCUUCAAAGAAGGCCCGUUUAGAUGUUGUGAGGGCUUUUAUGAGCGACAAGAUGAAGAGUGGCACAUCCGUUAAGGCACAUGUUCUGAACAUGAUUGAGCACCUCCACGAGGCUGAAGUCAAUGGUGUCAGGAUAGAUGAAGCAACCCAAGUUGACAUCAUCUUGAAAAGCCGAUCCCUUGUCUUUCAACAGUUCACUAACAACUAUGUUAUGAACAAAAGGAAAGCCAACCUGACCGAACUAUUGAAUGACCUACAAAACCUCAAAUCCGUAAAUAAAGGUAAAUGA